AUGGCUUGGCCUCUCUCAUUUCCAUACCCGCAUGCCAAGGAUGGGUACUGGGAACCUGUUACCUCGACCCUGAACUGGUGCGAGGAGGACUACUAUGCCACCCCAUAUGCGGCCGAGAUCGUGAACACCCUGACGAACCUGAUGUUUAUGUGGCUCGGUGUUCAGGGCAUUCUCAGCUGUCGUCGAAAUGGACAUGAUCAGAUCUUCAGUGUUGCUCUGCUGGGAUACCUCGUGGUGGGAACAGGCAGCUUCUUCUUCCAUUCCACUCUCAAAUGCAAGUCCUACCCCAUGCAACUAGUUGAUGAAUUGUCCAUGAUCUAUACCACCUGUCUCAUGGCCUAUGCCCUGUUUUCAUAUUCGCGCUCCACAACGGUACGGAUAUGGCUUGGUAUUUCCCUCGCCAGCCUCGCUGUGUUCAUCACCCUCUAUUACCACUAUCUUCAAGACCCAAUCUUCCACCAAAACGCCUAUGCGCUUCUGACUACUGUCGUUGUGUUGCGCAGCAUGUACACCAUGGAAGUGACACUCCGACCUAAAUGGCGCCACUCGACCGAGCAGGACCGUCUGGAGCUCCAAAAGAAGGGUCUGCCCGUGCCAACUAAGGAGCGCCAACAUUACGAAAAUGUGCGCGACAUCAAGAUGCUCAAGACUAUGUGGUUCAUGGUCACUUACGGGCUGAGCAUGUUCUUGGGUGGUUUCUUGAUCUGGAACCUGGAUAAUAUAUUCUGCUCUGAGAUCCGUCAGAUGCGCCGCAAGAUCGGUUUACCGUGGGGUCUGCUCUUGGAGGGCCAUGGCUGGUGGCACGUCAUGACCGGUAUCGGCGCAUACCUUUAUAUUGUGUGGGGUAUCUGGCUCCGUCAUUGUCUCAACAACCGACAAGAUGAAUAUCACCUCCGAUGGGCGCGUUUCUGGCAUAUCCCCGACGUGGUGCGCGUCUCUGAUUUGACUCAGACCAAGAAGUCAACGUGA
This is a messenger RNA of Penicillium olsonii, 969 nucleotides long. The record is from the annotation of a GenBank genome assembly. Lineage: Eukaryota; Fungi; Ascomycota; Eurotiomycetes; Eurotiales; Aspergillaceae.